GCUCAGAGGACUUUAAAAAGGGACAGGGAGAUAGAGAAAGGACUACCACAAGCGAGAAACCCGCCGGCUCAUCAGACACCAUCAGAAAAGCACUUUAAGACUUUAACAAAAGUAAAUAAACACAAUGGCUGACGUCGCUGUUCCCGCUGACAAGAGGGCACCUCCCAAAUUCAAGCAGAGGGCCAUGCGCACCUUCAAGAGCAAAGCCCCUAAGCCAGGCCAGAAGGGGUUCGGAGACGACAUCCCCGGCAUGGAGGGUCUCGGCACAGACAUCACAGUGGUCUGCCCAUGGGAAGCCUUUGGAGACAUGGAGCUGAGCGACCUGGCGAAAUAUGGAAUUGUUUAGACCUCAGCCGUCUGAUUUUGACCCCAGUGUUCGUUAUACGCUGAUUAGGCCACCGCUUUUCAGUAUGAGCCAGGAUUUUAGAGGGAUUUAGAGAUUCCACCUGAAGAAAAAUGGAGAGCAGUGUCUUGUAAAAUGCACUUUACCCCCCCCCCCCCCCCCCGCCCUCCACCAUUUCCUCUUGUCCUUUCCUACUUUCCUUCACCCUUGCCCCUUACCCCCAAAUCUCAGAAUAACAGGCAGCUCUUGAGCAUAGCAUUCCAAAAACAAAGAAGUAAAGCACCGCUCGAGCUGAGUACAGAUGUGUUUAUCUGAUUUCCCUACCUCUUCCUGAAGCUGCUAAUUGUGAAUAAACAGUGAAGUCUAUUUGUGUAUUAUCCGAAUCAGAUUUAUUUUUAUGUGAAGGUCUACAGUGAACUCUGCUGUUCUGUAAAUUCAACCAAGCCUGUCUACUUUGUCAGUAAAAGUAAAGAAUGAUUCCAUUUGCACAAUAAAUGUUCAUAUUUUAAUAAGCA
Messenger RNA from Sphaeramia orbicularis (orbiculate cardinalfish), 858 nucleotides. RefSeq names its product retinal cone rhodopsin-sensitive cGMP 3',5'-cyclic phosphodiesterase subunit gamma-like. Gene Ontology annotation, cellular component: photoreceptor outer segment membrane. Bases 125 to 346 code for a protein of 73 amino acids. The record is from RefSeq and is a predicted model, not a curated record. The transcript is spliced from 3 exons. Gene Ontology annotation, molecular function: cGMP binding; 3',5'-cyclic-nucleotide phosphodiesterase activity. Gene Ontology annotation, biological process: visual perception; positive regulation of epidermal growth factor receptor signaling pathway; positive regulation of G protein-coupled receptor signaling pathway. NCBI's taxonomy places the organism in Eukaryota, Metazoa, Chordata, Actinopteri, Kurtiformes, Apogonidae.